Rotaria socialis is the source of this 1476-nucleotide messenger RNA. The record is from the annotation of a GenBank genome assembly. Lineage: Eukaryota; Metazoa; Rotifera; Eurotatoria; Philodinida; Philodinidae.
AUGAUGAAUAUUGAAACAUUGCUACAAGCUGCACAAAUUCUGGAAAGUCAACAAUCAAUACCACCCAAAAAACGGCUAGUCAGAGGCGGUCGGCAAACUCCCAAUAAUAAUAAUAAUAAUAAUAAUACGAACAAUCAUAUACCAGCAAGUGUCCUUUCAUCAACAACACUGAAUACGAAUUCAACCAUAAUCCCACCAACAUUAUCCAUAAUUAAAAAUGAAAAUCUUAUAGAAUGUUCUCAACUUGAUUUUAAUCGUAAUUUACAUAAUGUUAAUCAUUCAAUUCAUCAACAACAAUCCUAUUCAUCUCAGCAACAGUUUACAUUGGAUCAAAAUGAUGAUGAUGAUGACGACGAUGACGAUGAUAUUGAUCAAAACAAUCAAAAUUCAGCGCAAAACAGUGACAUUUCUAAUCGUGGUCAGACAUGUUUCCGUGAUCGUGAAAUUCACAAUAAACUAGAAAAACAUCGCGAAAUAAAAAUUCCACUAUCGCUAUCUUAUUUCCUAUUUUUUUCCUUGAUGGUAUCUCCAAAAGAAGCUCAAAGACGAGCUCAUUUAAAAGAUUGCUUUGAUACACUCAAAGCCGAAGUACCAUGCCAGCGCGAUCGAAAAAUAACAAAUCUUCAAGUACUGAAUAUGGCUAUAAAAUAUAUUCAAGCAUUAACACGAAAAGAACGUGAAUAUGAACAAGAAAUAGCUAUGUUAACAUCGAAUAACAUAGAAUUACAACGACGUCUUGGUGCAGUUAAAACCGAAUUAAAUUCCGAAGGACAUAAUGUUGAUACAUGGCUUGAAUCAUAUUCUGAUAUUGACCAUUCAAUAUCGACUUGUACAGCUUCUGAAGCUGAAAUGUAUCGAACAUUCGAUGAUGACGAUGAUGAUAAAAAUGAGGAUGAUCAACAGUUAAAAAAAACGAAACUGCUUAAUGAAAACAGUCAUCUAGAUACGAACAACAAUCAUAGUGGUAUUAAAACGAAUAUGAACAAUUCAUAUACAGUCGAUUCCAAAACAUUAAUAAAUAAUCGUAGAAAUACAACGCGUCAAAGGUCACGACCAUCAAAACGAAAAAUAUCAUCAAUACCAACUACGAAUUUACUACAAACAUUACCAGUAUCAAUACCAACACGUUCCGAAAAUUUACUUGAUUAUAAUACAGCAAGAUAUCUUCAGUUGGAUCAACCAUGUAAUUUAUUAACAUCACUUAAAGAUAAUUUAUCAACACCUACCACAACAUUCACACCAAUAACUGAUAUCCGAUAUGAUAUUGUAGAUAUGUUUACUAAAGGUACAACUUCACAUUUGCAUCCACAACAACAGCAACACCAACAAGUUUCCCCAUUACCGUCCAUAGCUAGUCUGAUGAAUAGACAUUCAUCACCGGUGGUUUCACCAACAAAACAAACUAUUGGUAUUAAUACAGAUCCAUUAACAACAUCGACAACGAACAUUUUACAUCAACCUGUUGCUACAUCGUGA